AUGAUUGAGCGACACUACAUGGAUGACUAUCUGGAGAGCUUCGACAGUCCAGAAGAGGCCAUUGAGAGGGCACUUGAGGUAAAACUCGUACACGCAAAAGCCGGCUUCGAGAUCCACUCUUGGUCGUCGAACUCCACCGAAGUUCUGGAAGCAGUUGGUGAAAAGGACCCUUCGGCAGUUAAAAAAAUCGAUGCAGGUGAUUCAACUCAGACCGAAAGAAUAUUGGGUAUGCUGUGGUUACGGAAGGAAGACGCAUUUACAUACUCAUCAAAUCUGGGACAUGUCCCGGAAUGGCCGACCAAGCGAGAAGUCCUUCGUGUGGUCAUGUCUCUUUACGACCCGUUGGGCCUACUCUCCCAUUUCACCAUACACGGACGAGUCCUGAUCCAGGAUGUUUGGCGCAGCAAAAAGGCGUGGGACGAGAAGGUUCCUGAGGAACUUCAAAUCCGGUGGCUACAAUGGGUCUCUCUAUUCAAUCAACUCAACCUGAUAAGGAUUCCUCGACAGUACUUCCCAUCGCGGAAUACUGCCGAGAUUGGUUUACUUCAGCUUCACGUCUUCGUAGAUGCAAGCGAAUCUGCCUACGCUUGCGCCGCAUACUUGCGAUCCGAAUUUCACGAUAAGGUGUCGUGUGUAUUAGUUACCGCUAAGUCCCGAGUCGCACCGCUCAAAACAGUGUCGAUACCCAGAUUAGAGCUCCAGGCUGCAGUGGUUGGAAGCAGAUUGAUGGAGUAUGUGGAGCAGACAUGCUCAUUGAACAUCUCGCGAAGGAUCGCAUGGACAGAUUCUCAAACUGUAUUAGCGUGGAUCAACUCAGAUGUAAGGAAAUAUAAUCAAUACGUAUCUUGCCGAGUGGGAGAAAUUCUCGAAAAAACGAAUGCCAGUGACUGGAGAUGGGUGUCAUCUAAGCUUAACGUAGCAGAUGAGGCCACCAAGUGGGGAUCAGGGCCAGACUUGUCGUCGGGUAGCAGGUGGUGGUCGGGUCCUAGUUUUCUCUACGACGUCGAAGAAAAAUGGCCAACACAACGUCCGAAACAUACGGACCCUAACACAGAACUGAAGAUGCGUAAACCAGAAAUCAUCACCGUUCAUCACGUAACCCAUGGCAAUCUUCUGGACAUCAAAUGGGAACGUUUUUCCCAAUGGAAUAGACUUGUUCACGCUCUAGGAUAUGUUCAUCGUUAUUUCAACAUUGUUCUCUGCAAAGCCAAAAAACUAACAAAUCCAAACAUUAUCUUUGGCCGAGACGAAUACCUGGCGGCCGAAAGACUGAUAUUUCGCACUGUACAAAAGGAAACGUAUCCAGAAGAAAUACGGGUUUUAGUGCAAAGUUCUCCUAAAGAUGAUCGGACAUUGAAACGUAAUAGCCCUCUGGCCAAACUCUCGCCUUUUCUCGACGAGCAUGGAAUAAUGCGGAUGGAGACGAGAAUCAGCGCCGCUGCGUUCCUAUCGUACGAAACUAGAAACCCUAUAAUACUUCCGCGAGAUCAUCGAUCAACCAAGUUACUUGUUCUAUGGUACCACGCAAAGUAUUUCCAUCAAAACAACGAUACUGUUAUAAAUGAAGUGAGACAAAAAUUUCACGUUCCAAGACUAAGAUCUUUGCUACGCCAAGUCCAAAAAGAAUGUAUGCACUGUAACGUCUACAAAAUUAAGGCUGUUGUUCCACGAAUGAGCCCACUUCCCACCGCUAGACUAGGAGCUUUCUUCCGUCCGUUUUCGUUUGUAGGCCUCGAUUAUUUUGGACCUUUGACUGUGAAAAUAGGCCGCAGCACCGUAAAACGAUGGGUAGCAUUAUACACAUGCUUGACUAUUCGAGCAAUACACCUCGAGGUUGUGCAUUCUCUGACAACGAUUUCGUGCAAAAUGGCCAUGAGGCGGUUUGUCGCUAGAAGAGGAUCACCGAUAGAAGUGUACACCGACAACGGUACCAAUUUUUGGGGAGCGAGAAACGACCUGAUAGAGGAGUGUAAACAGAUAAACACAGAGUUGGCAUACAUUUUUACGAACUCGUCCACCAAAUGGUACUUCAAUCCUCCAUCCGCGCCUCACAUGGGAGGAGUUUGGGAACGGAUGGUGAGGAAGCUACCAGAGAUGACUAUAACCAUAACCGACAUCUUAUCGAUAUCUUUUGGCACCGCAAGGCGAACGAAAUGGUUCGAGGAGACGAAGCCACUGGAGGAACAGGAUUUGGUCGUGGUGAUCGACGAAACGAUUCGCAAUGGAUGGGUACGAGGACGUGUACUUAAGGUCAUCAAGGGUUCCGAUGGACGCAUACGUCGAGCUGUUAUACAAACCUCUACCGGAACGAUUACGAGACCAACGGCCAAAAUAGCGCUUCUUAACUUAACCAACAGUAAGGCUCCUGAUAAUCACUUGCCUUACGGAGGGGAGGAUAUUACCGCGACUAUGGCCGACCCUAAAUAG
Uranotaenia lowii is the source of this 2427-nucleotide messenger RNA. RefSeq lists its product as uncharacterized. Gene Ontology annotation, biological process: DNA integration. Gene Ontology annotation, molecular function: nucleic acid binding. Bases 1 to 2427 code for a protein of 808 amino acids. The transcript is spliced from 2 exons. Lineage: Eukaryota; Metazoa; Arthropoda; Insecta; Diptera; Culicidae. The record is from RefSeq and is a predicted model, not a curated record.